This is a messenger RNA of Vicia faba (fava bean), 609 nucleotides long. The record is from the annotation of a GenBank genome assembly. Lineage: Eukaryota; Viridiplantae; Streptophyta; Magnoliopsida; Fabales; Fabaceae.
AUGGAACCAACUUUAGCUAAUAAAAUUAAUUCAAGUUCAUUUAGAGACCCAACUACAUCUUGGCUAGGAAAAGAUGGGUUUUGGAGGGUUUUGAUUGGUAGCAAAAUUGAUACAAAGGGAAUGGCAAUUUUGUACAAAAGUAAAAAUUUUGUUGAUUGGGUUGAAGCAAAACAUCCUUUGCAUUCAGCUGAAGGAACAGGAAUGUGGGAGUGUCCUGAUUUUUAUCCAGUUUUGGAUAAGAAUUUGGAUGAGAAUUCGUUACGAAUUGGUGUUGAUACUUCUAUGAUUGGUGAUGAUGUUAGACAUGUUCUUAAGGUUAGUUUGGAUGAUACAAAACAUGAUCAUUAUUUGAUUGGGAGUUAUGAUGUUGUUAAGGAUGUUUUUGUUCCUGAAAAUGGAUUUGACAAGGAUAAUGGAUUUGUUUUGAGAUAUGACUAUGGGAAAUAUUAUGCGUCUAAAACAUUUUUUGAUGAUGAGAAGAAUAGAAGGAUUUUGUUGGGUUGGGUUAAUGAAUCUUCGAGUGUUGCUGAUGAUGUCAAGAAAGGUUGGUCUGGGAUUCAUGUAAGUUUUCGCAGAUUUUUUUUACUUUUUUUUAAUUCUGAGUUUUAA